GUAUUAUGGAAGGCUAAUUGAGGCUCGCCGAAGCCAUAACCAAAAUAAUAUCAAUACUCAUGAGAACAACAUCGCCCAAAUUAAACAGCAAUUAUUAGAUAGAGAAAUUAGUAUGCGAAACAUCCAGAAACCCGACAAGGAGUUCCCCCAAGGGGAUAUUAUUAGUAUGACAAAGAAUUAUUAUGAAGUGUUAGAAGUAGACAAAAAUUCUACCCAAGAAGAAAUUAAAAAAGCUUAUCGCAAACUUUCUUUAAAGUGGCAUCCGGACAAAAAUCCUAAUAAUAAAGAAGAAGCCGAAGCAAAAUUUAAGGAAAUCAGCAAAGCCUAUCAAAUACUUUCUGACCCCGAAACCAGAAAUCUUUAUGAUAUUUAUGGUGAAGAGUUUGAAAAUCUAAACUACUCCGGCGGAGGUGAUGCUUCUUCUAAUGCCGAGGAGAUAAGACGAGAAUUUGCCGAAGCGGAGAGGAAGAAGGAAGAAUUAAAAAAGCAAAUGCUAACCGUCCAGAUGCAAAAGGAAAAAUUAAAAAAGCAUAAUGUUAGAGCCGAAGAAUUAGAGCCAGUUAACCGCAAUUAUAAAGAAGCAAUUAAUAAUGCCGGAGAAACCCUAGAAGAAGUGGUUGCGGUUGAAGAAAGAAUAAUAGAUAAUAUUUGA
Scutellospora calospora is the source of this 652-nucleotide messenger RNA. NCBI's taxonomy places the organism in Eukaryota, Fungi, Glomeromycota, Glomeromycetes, Diversisporales, Gigasporaceae. The record is from the annotation of a GenBank genome assembly.